AAGGUAAUUGAAACCAACCCUAAGCUCUUUUUAUCUCCGCCCUAAAGGUAGCCCCGAUUAUUGCUGACUUAAGCAUCGGAGUGUCUACCUCGAGUUCCACCUUGGGGCUUUGCAGGUCAUUCCGGAGUGCAAGCACGGACUGAGAAAGGACUUCUGGUUUGGUGCAAUUACAUUGGCACCGUCUGUGGGAAUCGAACUGAAAGCUUUCUAGUUGCUCUUUUAUCAUGGUUCACACUCGAUCAGUCCGAGCUGGUAAUUCAUCUCUGCCUCUUUGGCAAGGUCAACCCCCCAACAACCUUCCACCUCUGAUCCCACCUCAACCCCCCAACAACCUUCCACCUCAUUUAGCGACUCUUGCAGUUCUUUAUUUUUCUUUUCCAGCUCUUCCUUCUCCUUCUGCAGCUGGUCACGCUGCCUCUGCAAAAGUGAGCGCUCCUUCAGGCUCUCCCUGAAUUCCUGGGUUAGACGAUUCACCCAGCUCGCGCUCUGCAAAUCAAAGCAGAGGUUAAGGGAGAAAGGAGAGAGACACUUCGAUUAACUCAAAAUCAGAGGUUCAUAUACAUUACCUGAUUUCGGUUUCGAAAGACUUGAUGUAGAGAUCCCCAGUUGAUGCCGCAGUUCACGCGCACGAAACACACAGUAAAGCUUUUCGCAGAAA
Messenger RNA from Rubroshorea leprosula, 658 nucleotides. Lineage: Eukaryota; Viridiplantae; Streptophyta; Magnoliopsida; Malvales; Dipterocarpaceae. The record is from the annotation of a GenBank genome assembly.